CGCAUUUACUGCCGGUCCAUGAGGGUAUGUACUCGGACAAAAUGCGGAAUUGUCUUGUACAUGAUCCAGAGCGGAUGCAGUUUGGUGAGGCCCGCUCCCGCUCACAGUCAAUGCAGAUUCGUACGGCACGACGGCGGACGUGUUGAAAGUCGAAGAGCAUUUCUUCUAACCAUGGCUGGGAUGGCGUCAGAGCAUAUACAGCAAACAUGGCUACCGAAGCGCAUCCGUAUUACAAAAAGUUGCACCAUCUGACGGUGUGCAUGGUACCACACGAUGAGGAUCGGCGAGUUUGGGAGCAACUCACCAAAGUACGCACACAAUUACGGGAUCCCGGACUGUACCGCUGGCCUCCCCAUGCCAACCUGUUGUAUCCGUUCUUGGACAUUAGGCCCACACCCGAGUCGGGUGACACCACACCUAGAAAUGCUAUCAAUAUGGAUAUAGUCGACGGGUUGAAAAGAGUAUGUCAUCUGUAUGAUCCGUUCACUGUUCGGCUGGAAAAAUUCGGUACCUUUGGUGGUUCCAAACGCGGCGUCCUUUGGAUAUACCCUGAUUCAAGGCCUAGAGGUAAUGGAGGUGACGAGGCUCACGAUGCAGAGCCGUUGGUAGCUUUACAAGCUUCUUUGGAAGCCCAAUUUCCCAUGUGUAUGGAUCAGCGCAAAACCGGAGCUUUCAGUCCUCAUAUUACGGUCAGUCACUUUGCUGACUUGAAGUGCGCCAGGGAGGCGCAAGCUCUCGUUGAAACUGAAUGGCCGACCGACCUAUCGUUCCAAGUGCGGGAAGUCUACUUGAUGCAGCGAUUAGGCGACGACGGUCAGUUUGAGCGGGUGGCAACUAUUGGACUAGCGGGGCACGAAACAAUUGUUCAUCGUCAGCCGCUACGAUUUGCCAACAUGCCGGAAAGCGAAGAGGAAUGGGUACGUCGCGAGCGCAUGGCAAUGAAGGACCGCCGAAAUAAAGGAUCUCGUGGACACCGAAGACAAAGAGAAAGCAUCCGAACCGGUCGACCCUCGAGGGUAAAGGAUUCUCCUGUCGUUAUCGAAGCCAAACGCGCUAUGCGCGAAGCCAAGCGGGAGAUGUUGCUAGCUGAAAACAACGGCGAACCUCCAGAAACGGCUAAAAUCCACGAGGCAAUUUUCAGGGCGAAGGAAGAGGAGCUCAGAGCGUUUCAGAAUUUGCAGGGACAAGCACAAAGCGAGAAACAGGUCACAAGUACACCGGCAACAAACGAGAGCACAUCUUCCUAAAGAUGGGUUUGUGUUGACAUUUGCUCGUGUACAAUUUUUAAUUAUCCCUCUUGGGGAAAUCUCUGUAUGUAAUAACAAGACAUAAACGCUCCGUGAAUAUCGUGU
Messenger RNA from Phaeodactylum tricornutum CCAP 1055/1, 1352 nucleotides. RefSeq lists its product with no specific name. Lineage: Eukaryota; Bacillariophyta; Bacillariophyceae; Surirellales; Neidiaceae. The record is from RefSeq and is a predicted model, not a curated record. Bases 207 to 1247 code for a protein of 346 amino acids. The transcript has a single exon.